AUGCGCACGCUAGCAGAUACUACAGUACCUGUACAAAUUGGGGCUGCGGAGUUAAACCUCAAAGCGAAAGACGAUGAGGGUGAUAAGAACGACUUGAAUAGUUUUAUGGACGAGCUCAAGGAGAGCCUCUCAUUAGCCGACGAACCAAUACCUAUCCACCGCCUUGACAAAAAUACAACUGGUGCUCUCGCCUUUGCACUCACUCCGACACACGCAAGAGACCUUGCUGUGCAGUUCCGGACACAUGUCGUCGAAAAAACUUACCUUGCGGUUGUCAGGGGUGGAUCCGCUUCCUUCUCAGGAAGAACGGGAACAAUUCGCGGCGCAUUGUACAUGAGUCGUGGCCGAGUAUCAAUAUCAGAAGUACAAGAGGUCGACAAGAGAGCAGUAGUGGAAACGGAUUGGGAGCUAAUUGCGUCCUCUCCAACAGUACCGCUCAGCCUCGUGAAGCUGCGGCCAUAUACAGGUUUCAAGCAUCAGCUCCGCAUUCAUAUGGCUGAGAAUUUGAAAACGCCCGUACUUGGCGAUACACUCUAUGCUAGCUCGAAGCUAUCUCGGAAAAUCACCGACGUAGUCGCAAUACCGGAUAAACACAUGUUUCUCCACGCCUCUCAGCUGUCCAUCUACCGCUACCGCCCCAGCGGUGCGCAAAAGCGCCUGAGGUUGACAGUCGGCGCACCGCUCCCACCCUAUUUCACGCGUCUAUGCGGUCGCAUCGGUAUUCCUGUGAGCAACGAGCUGAUUCAUGGCGGCUUGUGGCUCGAUGGGCGAAAGGUUCCUACUGCCAAAAGGGCUUCGGCGAAUACUGCGCCCGAUGCAAUGGCAUUGACUACAAGUGACAGCUUGGCUGCGGAGCCAACGCCACCUGGAUUGCGGGAGUCUGAUGACACCACGCGCAUCCUUGAACAGCUGGGCGGUCAAUGGCUCGGACCUAAAGUCAAACUGCCUCCUUUCUAG
Molecule: messenger RNA, 957 nt
Organism: Fibroporia radiculosa
Lineage: Eukaryota; Fungi; Basidiomycota; Agaricomycetes; Polyporales; Fibroporiaceae
Exons: 8
Coding region: 1-957 (318 amino acids)
Biological process (GO): pseudouridine synthesis
Molecular function (GO): RNA binding; pseudouridine synthase activity
Source: RefSeq, a predicted model, not a curated record